Molecule: messenger RNA, 3970 nt
Organism: Daucus carota subsp. sativus
Lineage: Eukaryota; Viridiplantae; Streptophyta; Magnoliopsida; Apiales; Apiaceae
Exons: 11
Coding region: 359-3595 (1078 amino acids)
Source: RefSeq, a predicted model, not a curated record
CCAAAGAUAACUAAAGCAAUUAAAAGUUCAUUCCUUUACUUCCCUUUCUUCUCCUUCCACUACAUCUCUCUCUCUCUCUCUCCCUCUCUCCAGCCCACCACAUCUCUCUCUCUCUGUAAGAAAACCCAUAUAAGAGGAUACAAGAUUGGACCCCUAACCCCUUAGUUGUCUUUGUAACUUCUAUACACUCCCCAUUUACCUGUAAUCCACUAUACACUUCUCUCUCUCUCUCUCUCUCUCUCUCUCCCCCCCCCCCCCUCUCUCUCUCCUUCUCUCCCUCUUUCUCUCUCUCCCUCUCUCCAACUGCAAGCAACAAAGAAUCAAAUGUACUUUUGAUUCCAGAAGUCAACUUAUAAAGAUGGCCGGUGGGAUUGAUCCUGAUGCACAACUUGAUUAUGCUGAGUUUGAGCUUUUUCAGAGCCAGAACAGGUAUGAGGUGUGUAUAUGCAGUGGCAAAAAAGUAGAGACCAUAGAAUCUGGACUGCUGGAACAACUGCUUCUGCAUUCAACUAGUGUACAAAAUUUGAACUCGAAGAGACUGAAUGCUAGUUUCAAAAUUCAUUUACCCAAUGCUAAUAGUGGUGCAGCGUGGUUCACAAAAUCGAUACUAACAAGAUUUCUUCGCAUUGUUGGUUCUCCAGAUAUACUUGAUAUCUCAAAGAACUUCGAAAAUGAGAUUUCCCAUUUGGAAGAAACAAGAAAAUUUCAGCUUUCUAUGAAUAGUCAUCUGAAUCGACUUGGAGGUGUGGAGACAGAUGAAGGAAGGUUGAAUUCCACAAAGCGAGCUGCCAAAGCUGAGGUUGAUUUUGUGUCGUCGGAUGCAUCAAAGAAUGAACUGCUGCGAGCGAUGGACUUGCGACUCACUGCACUAAGAGAUGAAUUAGUUGCUGCUUUCUGCAAAGCUACUGGAACCUCAUGCUCAUCCAAGGAAAUUACAGACUUGCAAACUUUUUCUCAUUAUUUCGGCGCUAUGAAUAUAAGGAAUUCGUUGCGGAAGUUUAUAGAACUGAGCCAAGUUGGCCAGGUUGUCGAUGUUCCAGAUGGCGAGAAGUUUCUCUUUACUAACAAUCCAAGAAAUGAAAAAACAAAUAAUACAAAUGAGAAUGUGCAAACUUCGAGAUCGUCAACCUUGGACACACCAGUUAAAUACGGAGUCUCUCCAGCAAAAGUUGCUCAGCUUGAACGACAAAGCUCCACAGAAGAAUCUUCUGUAUCAAGUGAGGAUGAUCAGCCAUCUGUUGAAAGAAGUCGCCCCGUUGUAAGAUCUGCGACUCCUAGAAGAUCAGCAUCUCCUAUGAGGAGGGUUCAAAUCGGGCGAUCUGGAUCACGUAGGGCUAGUGCAGUAGCCAUCAAGAGUCUCAAUCAUUUUUCUGGUAGAGAAAGAUUGCUUUCUCAGAUUGAAGCUGCAAAUAGUGAUGAAGAGGUAUCUGAGCAACCCCCUAGAAAGUCGGACAACAAACAAAGAAUAAGUGUGCAAGCUGCAAUUAGUCUUUUUGAAAAUAAGCAAAAAGACCAGAUUGUGGAUAUUCCAAAGACAAGAUCAUCGUUGAAUGCAUCCUCCAUUGCUGCAAAUAAAUCUGUUUUGAGAAGAUGGAGUUCGGGAAUGAGUGGAAGUUCUGUUCAUUGCCCUGUAGACGUUACUUCAGAGAGUUCUGAUCAAACUAAUAUAAAUAACCCAGCUGGUCCGGAAAUUUCACAUAGUUCUCAAGAUAUGCAAGAAGAGCCUGAUUCUAAAUCUGGACGUCAAAAUCAUGUCGACAUCCUUAACCUAGAUUCUAGAUCAGAAUCAUCUGAUAAAAUGAUCUUAGAUCCAUCAGCCAUGCCAGCAGAUACUGUUUCAACCGAGCAAGAGGAAAGUAGUGGAAAGUUUACUGCCUCAGCAGAAUGGAGUCAACGAAAGGAAGCAGAGCUGAAUCAGUUACUUGCAUCAAUGAUGGAAAGUAAACCUGUCAAGUACCAGAAAAGAGCCUCUGAUAACAAUCAGAAGAAAAAUGUUUCUGGGGAGAGUAGAGGUGGAUUUUAUGACCACUACAAGCAAAAGAGAGAUGAUAAACUUAGAGGAGAAGUUUCUGGAAAAAGAGCAGAGAAAGAAGCACAAUUAAAGACUAUGCAGAAAUUUUUUGAAGAAAGAAAAGCUGAAAUGGCUUCCACAAAUGCUAAAGAUGUUGGUAGAAGACAUACUAUUAGUACAUCUCAAAAAUCCACUAAAACUUCUUCUCCAACAACAAAACCCAAAAAGGAGAUUUCAAAACCUGCCGUUGUGAAGAAAACUUCAUCAAAAGCUUCUCUGCCAGCAACCCGCAAGUCAUGGCCAUCGACACCUUUACCAAGAACGGUAGGGACCUCGCCAGCUAAGACCCCUGCUGGAACAAGUUCAACUGGUACUGCACCUAAACGUGCUAAACCUCAACCAGUGUCAUCAUUACCGCGGUCAAGUCCAAACAUGGAAAGAUUAAAGCCAAAUUUAAAGACUGUCAAGGGACCCCAGUUUGAUUCUAACAAAAAUGUUAAAGGAAUGAAUGACAAGCAGCAGCAGACAACAAAAAGUGAGAAAAUAACAAAAACAAAAACAAAAACGCAAACCCCUUCUGCAGUUCAUUCUUCUACAGCGAAGCCCAGUUUAUACAACAAGGUCACUAAGAAGAGCAGUGUGGUGCCACUGGAGUCGAAGCCUUUUCUGCGCAAGGGGUCUAGAGUUGCUGCUGGUGUUAGUCCUGUCAUCAAAACUAAGGUCUCAUCUCCGCCUGAGGAGUCCAUGAAAGAUUCGAAAGAUGUGAUAAAAGCUGAAGAGAGUGAGUUGGUUGCUAGCAGUCUGAGUCCGGUAUGUGUUGAGGAUACUGUUGAUGGAAUGGAAAUUCACUCUGACAAAGAACCUGAAAGUCAAUCAAUUACUGUUGAAAAAUGCGAAGACGCGGAGAGCUCUAAUCAAGUUAUUGCCUGUUUUGAUGACAAUGCGGAAAGUUUUGCAGAGUCAAUACUUAAAACUGGAGAUGAAGAAGUAUCAGUCAUCUCCCCAGCAGCCUGGGUGGAGAUGGAAGAGUAUCAGGACGAGUCUAUUAUGUAUGACGAUAGAUCUACUGAAACUGCAGCCACUGUUGCAGCAGUGAAAGUAACAAGCCCGCGUGUGCGUCACUCUCUAUCACAGAUGCUGCUUGAGGAGACCAGUGAAUGUGAUACUGCUGAGUGGGGUAAUGCUGAAAACCCGCCUACCAUGGUUCACCAAAAAGAUGCACCUAAAGGAUUAAAAAGGCUUUUAAAGUUUGCUCGGAAAAGUAAGUUGGAUGCUUCAAGUGGUUGGUCUAGUCCAUCUGGCUUUUCAGAGGGAGAGGACGAAGCUGAGGAAUCUAAAACUAGCAAGAAAAAUGCUGAAAACCUAUUGCGGAAGGCUGCCUUAAAUGCAAAGAACUAUGGACCACAAAGAAGUGACUCAUAUGAAUCCUAUGAGAAAUAUACAGUACCUCAGUCUGGUGUAAACAAUCUUAAUAAUGAGAGAGCAAACAAGCUGCAGGAGAGCCACACUGCAGCUUCAGUGACAACAUCAAAAGCAACAAGGUCUUUCUUUUCUCUUUCCGCAUUCAAGGGCAGCAAAACGUAAUGACACAAAGCCCGAUCAAACUCGGGUCACAUAUGUAGCAUGGGAGUUGUUAAUUACAUUUCUGCAGUGGCUCCAUCAUACAAUUGAAAUGUAGUUCAAGGAACUCUGCAAUCUACAUUAUACUCUCGAGGUCCCGAGACUCGUGUGAUUCUGUGUUGCAUGUUACCAACAGGAGUCCGUGUUUCUGCAGAUUAGGUACUACUGCUGAGUAUAUUGGGUGAUCAGCUAAUUAGAAUUAUUGCACCCAUCAGGUUUUAGAAAGAAGCUUGUAAUUUUCUGGCGAUUCGACCCUUUUUGCUAAUGUGGAGAUGAAUGCAGAAUGUUGUAUAUUUUAUUUUAUUUUUCUUUUAAGAAAUUGAUUUGUUGAAGCAGAUA